Molecule: messenger RNA, 1981 nt
Organism: Macadamia integrifolia
Lineage: Eukaryota; Viridiplantae; Streptophyta; Magnoliopsida; Proteales; Proteaceae
Product: D-ribulose kinase
Exons: 9
Coding region: 658-1788 (376 amino acids)
Biological process (GO): xylulose metabolic process
Cellular component (GO): cytosol
Molecular function (GO): D-xylulokinase activity
Source: RefSeq, a predicted model, not a curated record
GUUGAACCAAGUUUGGAACAUGAUUUUCAUGUUCAAACAUUCAUCGUUUAUGGUAUUAUUCUUUUGAUUAGUUAAAAAAAUAAAUAAAAAAUAAACCGUAGACACCAAACGGAGGAUUUGAGUUUCUUGAUAUCGUAAAACGAUUCGAAUGAUCAGCAAACGAUUGCCUAACAAGCUCAUGCGGCCACUUUUACUCGUGCUCCGACUGCGACCGUGACAGUGUAGUGAAACAAGUGGCUGAAGCUAGAGAGAGCUUCAUCCUGUCAUCCACAGGUAUUGGGCGCCGAAGCACAGCGUAGUGAGAGAUGCUAACCUUAAUUCCACACCCUCCACCCUUUCCUUUUCUCUCUCCUCUGCUGUCGUCUCCAAUUCAAAGACGCCAUUUUUCCAGAAGAAUUUUUCUAAGAUCCGAGGUUUGUAACCUGCUAAACCCGACGAGCAGAGCAAUGGUGAUCAUGGGUAGCAUUAAAAGCGGAGAAGAUGCUCUCCCUAGAGUUCAAGCUAGUCCACAGCUUUACCUUGGCAUGGAUUUCGGCACAUCCGGGGCUAGAUUUGCUCUUAUUGACGAGAAAGGCACGAUUCAUGCCCAAGGCAAAAAGGAUUAUCCGCAACAUCUGACAGAGUGGAAAUGCAAUAGAUUGGGCUAGUUCCUGGAGAAUGACACUUUUCUUGCUACUUGAAGAUGUCCCAGUUAGCCUCCGCCCAUUUAUUGUUUCCAUAUCUCUUGAUGGAACUUCUGCAACAACCAUAAUGGUUGACAGCACCACAGGAGAGCCCUUAUGCAGACCCUUUCUCUAUAAUGAGACCUGUCCUGAUGCUUUACCAGUAGUCAAGUCUGUUGCUCCUGCAAACCAUACUGUUUGUUCUGGUUCUUCAACCCUCUGCAAGCUUGUUUCAUGGUGGAAUUCUCAUAGUUUAAUUAAAGAAUCUGCCCUGUUGCUCCAUCAAGCAGAUUGGCUGCUGUGGCAUCUCCAUGGAAAGCUUGGUGUGUCCGAUUACAACAAUGCUCUAAAGGUUGGAUAUGAUCCAGAGGUUGAAUGCUAUCCAUCAUGGCUGCUUUCUCAGCCAUAUUCACAAAUUCUUCCUGCUGUCCAAGCUCCUGGAACUUUAAUUGGUUAUAUAAAAGAAGAUGUUAGAGAAAAAUUUGGUUUACCGAAAGAUUGUGCUAUCUGCACAGGAACCACAGAUAGUAUAGCUGCUUUUCUUGCAGCUCGUGCUAGACAACCCGGGCAGGCUGUCACAUCGUUGGGUUCAACACUUGCUAUUAAGCUCCUCAGCACCAGUCGAAUUGAGGAUGCUCGGUUUGGGGUAUAUAGUCAUCGCCUUGAUGAUAAGUGGCUUGUCGGUGGUGCCUCAAAUACUGGAGGAGCUGUUCUUAGGCAUAUUUUCACAGACAAGCAGUUGGAGGAAUUAAGUAAACAAAUUGAUCCCCUAGAACCCUCUCCACUUGACUACUACCCUCUGCCAGCUGUUGGUGAAAGGUUCCCUGUAGCAGACCCAAAAAUGCUAUCAAGGUUAGAUCCACGCCCAGAAAGUGAUGUAGAGUACUUACAUGGAAUUUUAGAAUCUAUUGCACGAAUUGAGGCUAAGGCUUAUGGAUUACUGAAGGAUCUUGGUGCAACCCAAGUGGAAGAAGUUUUCACUGCUGGAGGGGGUUCAAGAAAUGAGAAAUGGAUAAAGAUUAGGGAGAGGGUGCUUCGUUUGCCUGUAAGCAAAGCAAUUCAAACAGAGGCCGCAUAUGGAGCUGCUUUACUGGCGAUGAAGGGUGCCCGGCAAAUGUCCCAGUGAAUCUAGACGACAAUUGGGUAUAAAGUAUAAACCAUCACAUUAUUAUCCAUGGGAGAUAACUUGUAAAUUGUUUUAUAAUUAAUCAAAUAACUUUGUAGAAUAUUCAGCAUUAAACACCAGCUUGUUACAAUGGCUGGGAUCUUGUCAAUAUAGUAGGCUCCACAUUCAUUCAUGGGUGGAUCCCAUUGUAACA